Molecule: messenger RNA, 2866 nt
Organism: Panicum virgatum (switchgrass)
Lineage: Eukaryota; Viridiplantae; Streptophyta; Magnoliopsida; Poales; Poaceae
Product: nucleobase-ascorbate transporter 3-like
Exons: 16
Coding region: 925-2589 (554 amino acids)
Biological process (GO): transmembrane transport
Cellular component (GO): plasma membrane; plasmodesma
Molecular function (GO): transmembrane transporter activity
Source: RefSeq, a predicted model, not a curated record
AGCCCACAAGACAAUGGCCCAUCCUCGGAAUCUGUUGCAUUCAAUACGCCUUCCCAGAGCCAAGAAUUGUUAAUGCAGUCCAGUCCCCCUCACUCCAGCCCAGAUCCAUCAUCCAUCGCAUCCAUCCACCGACCAUCACCACUGCUUGCCUUGCCUCCAACAGUGGAACACCUCUUGCUCUUCAGCAUCGACUACUAGCCUCCGGCAGCGUCUCACUUUGCUUUGGAUGCUUGUGGUUUGAAGAAACACGGCUGGUUUGAAGGCGGCUGUAACCGUAAAGGCAGAGGAGGAGGUUUUCGAAUUCGCGAAUCUUUUCCUGGGCUCCCGCAAGCCUACAAACCCCCUGCUUGUCCUCUUGCUCCCGCCGCCGCUGGAUAGAGAGAGAGAGAGAGAGAGAGAGAGAGAGAGAGAGAGAGAGAGAGAGGGCCGCCGUAGGGAGGAGAUAAGAAUAAGCAGAAAGGCGAAGAAGCACAAGGGAAGAAAAAGGGGAAUAGAAAGGCGAGGCCUUUUCCUGAUUGCUCCUCGCACAGCUUUCCCCUCGGCUCAAAAUCUCUCUGGAUUCCCUGGAAAGUUCCUGCUUUUUUUCGAGACCAGCGGCCUGAGCUUCUGAAUUCAGGGCGCAUCCUUGACACAAGCUCUCGCGAUUCUUUAGAGUGAAGCUCCCAUCCCAUCAGCCGUUGUUCCUCGGCGUUCCUCUGCUUGUCUCUGUCGUGACAAUUGUGGGGUAAUAAAAGAGGAAACGGUAAAGGUCUGAAACUUGAUUCCCCAAGAUUUGCCUCUGAAUCUUCCCAAGGGCCACACAAAUCUGAAUCUCGCCCAUGGAGACCCUUACUGCAUGACACUUCAUCCGAGUCUAGCGUGAGACACUAGAAGCAGCAAAGGAGUCUGGUCGGAGUUGGGCGUUCGCGUGACGUUGCUGAUCCAAUGGGGGAGACGAACCAGCCGCCGCCGCCUCAGGUGGCCGCGCCGCCGCCCAUGAUGCCCAUGAUGGCGCCGGCCGUCGGCGCCGGCGCCAUCCACCCGCCCCAUGAGCAGUUCCACCAUCUCGCCUACUGCGUCCACUCCAAUCCGUCUUGGGUUCAGGUGGCAGCACUGGCAUUCCUUCACUAUCUUGUGAUGUUGGGCUCAACUGUUAUGCUUGCAUCAAUUAUUGUUCCUGCAAUGGGUGGUAAUCCUGGGGAUAAGGCUCGAGUUAUUCAAUCAUUCCUAUUUAUGAGUGGCAUAAAUACAUUGCUGCAAACACUUAUUGGAACGAGACUUCCAACAAUUAUGAAUGCCUCCUUUGCAUUUGUUGUCCCCGUGCUGUCAAUAGCCAGAGACAUGGAUCCAAAUAACUUCACAAAUAAUCACCAGAGAUUUCUCCAUACAAUGAGAACUACGCAAGGAGCUCUGAUUGUUGCUUCCAUCCUCAACAUGAUUCUUGGGUUCAGCACAAUAUGGGGGGCAUAUGCUAAGAAAUUCAGUCCUGUAAUAAUGACCCCUGUUGUUUGUGUCGUUGGUCUUGGACUAUUCGAACUUGGUUUUCCCCAGGUUGGUAAAUGUGUGGAAAUUGGGUUGCCAAUGCUCAUUCUUGCGGUGAUCGUGCAGCAGUAUGUGCCACAUUACUUCAGUCAUAUCCAUGAGCGGAUCACCUACUUGUUUGAGAGGUAUUCGUUGCUUCUUUGUAUUGGCAUUGUGUGGGCCUUUGCAGCUAUCCUUACUGCUGCGGGUGCAUACAAUCAUGUUUCACCUAAGACGCAGCAGCACUGCCGCACUGAUAGGUCUUUCCUGAUGUCAUCUGCACCAUGGAUUAAAAUUCCAUACCCUUUCCAAUGGGGUACGCCAAUCUUCACUGCUGGUCAUUCAUUUGGGAUGAUGGGUGCUGUACUUGUUGGAGCCUUUGAGUCAACUGGAGCACACUUUGCAACUGCACGUCUGGCGGGUGCUACACCACCUCCAGGUCAUGUCCUUAGUCGAAGUGUUGGCUUGCAGGGUAUUGGGAUGUUCCUGGAGGGGAUCUUCGGUGCUCCAGCAGGUUCAUCUGUAUCAGUUGAAAACAUUGGUCUCCUUGGGCUGACCAAAGUCGGAAGUAGGAGAGUGAUCCAGAUAUCAACCGGAUUUAUGAUAUUUUUCUCCAUAUUUGGGAAGUUUGGGGCCUUCUUUGCAUCAAUUCCACUGCCAAUCUUCGCAGCAAUUUACUGCAUCUUGUUUGGCAUCGUAGCUGCUGUGGGAGUCUCAUUCAUGCAGUUUGCCAACAAGAACUCGAUGAGGAACAUCUACAUCAUUGGACUCUCGUUGUUCCUUGGUAUUUCAGUCCCUCAAUACUUUAAUGAAUAUACUUCUUCUGCUGGCCGUGGACCUGCCCGAACAAAUGCUGGAUGGUUCAAUGACAUUAUAAACACCGUGUUUGCUUCUGGCCCAACAGUGGCGCUGAUUGUCUCCUCUGUUCUGGAUAACACAUUGGAGGCCAGGGGCUACGACUCUGACCGAGGGCUUUCAUGGUUCACGCCGUUCCUGCGCCGCCACAAAGGUUACUCGGACCCGAGAAACGAUGAGUUCUACAGUUUCCCAAUCAGGGUUCACGACUUCGUCCCGAGUCGGUUCCUCUGACUUUCUCAUGAGCGCUGUUACUGCGCAUGUAAAUCUCUUUGUUCUUGGUAGUCUUACUCCUGUGACCUGUAGUGAUUGGUUCUCUACAUUCUAGUGGGAUAUGGGUACAAGAAUGUUUAGGAAAUUUGCUUUAUUUACCCCUUCUGCGCUAAGAAAUGGUAACAUGACAAUGUAGGGCUGCGUGCCCAGGCGUAUGGUUUUGGGAAGGAUUACAGAAGAAUAGCACCUUACUUGUUGAUGACUUCCAGUUAAAUGCAUUGGUUUAGUUUUACUCAAA